GGAAGGAAAAUGUCGUCGGGGAAAGAAGUGGAAGUGACGAUCGCGUCGGCGAAGGACAUCAAGAACGUGAACUGGCGUCACGGUCGGAACAUGCCAUACGCCGUCGUUUGGGUCCAACAGAGCAACAAGUUCUCCACGAGGGUCGAUGAGGAAGGUGACACGUGUCCCCUCUGGAACGAGAAACUCGUCAUCCCUCUCCCGCCGGAGAAGCCUGUCGACGAUGAUGACAAUGUCCUCCGCGUAGACAUCGUCCACGCCGAUCCGGAGGAAGGCACCAAGUCCCUCAUCGGCUCUGCCCGUCUCAGACUCCGCGACGUCGUCAACGACUCCGGCGUUGACUUCCCAACCGCCAAAACCCUAAAACUCAAACGCCCUUCCGGUCGUCCUCACGGCAAGCUCGACGUCACCGUCACGGUCCGCGAUUCUCGGUAUCCAGCUCCGAGAUCGUAUCACGCACCGUCGUACGGUUACGGUUCACCUCACGCGCCGCCGCCGGUUGAAUACGCGCCACCGUCUCAGUCUUACAGUGCGCCUGCGCCCUACGCGCAGCAGACGGAGCAUUACGGUGCGUCCUACGCAGCUCCGCCGAUUGGGUAUCCGUACAACGAGCCGGCGCCGGCGUACAGUCAGCAACCGACACAUGGUUAUGCGGCGGAGACGGGGAGGAAGGGGAGAGGAUUCGGCGGGAUGGGGAUGGGAUUGGCAGUGGGAGCGGUGGCCGGAGCUUUGGGAGGGAUUGCAUUGAUGGAGGGAAUGGAUGCAUUGACGGAUCAUAUCGCAGAGGAGGCGGCGGAGAAGGUGGAGGCGGAUAUCGCCGGCGACUACGACUUCUAGAUGGAAGUUAUUUGCUGUUUUGCUUUGUCGAAUAGAGUCGCGCGCAAUAAAUGGGAUCAACCCAAUAAUAAGAAAAUGAAGGAAUCUAAUGAGUUUAUUGGGUUUCAAUCCAUUAAACGAUGGAAUCUAAUGAGU
Messenger RNA from Tarenaya hassleriana, 969 nucleotides. Its product is annotated as protein SRC2-like. The record is from RefSeq and is a predicted model, not a curated record. Bases 10 to 834 code for a protein of 274 amino acids. Gene Ontology annotation, biological process: defense response. NCBI's taxonomy places the organism in Eukaryota, Viridiplantae, Streptophyta, Magnoliopsida, Brassicales, Cleomaceae. The transcript has a single exon.